Molecule: messenger RNA, 1255 nt
Organism: Tinamus guttatus (white-throated tinamou)
Lineage: Eukaryota; Metazoa; Chordata; Aves; Tinamiformes; Tinamidae
Source: RefSeq, a predicted model, not a curated record
AUGGGGCAGAACUGGAGUCCCAAAUCAGCCCUCACUGGCUCCCACUGCAAGAUCCAGGCAGCAGCAUCAGUGUCCCCUGUCACCAAGCCAUUCUCAAGGGAUGAAGAAACCAUGGCCAUGGGGCAGGCACUGGGGGAAGCAGCCUUCUAUCUCAGGGUCAGCCUGAGGAAAACAAAGUCCCUGAGACAAAUCCUCAUGGAACUGCAGUUGCUGGAAGACUUCCUGAGCAAACACCCACCCUCGCUGGCUGCCAAGUACUUCCCCACCACAGCUCCCUCUGAGCCCCUGGCAAACUACAUGGACCUGGAGUAUGUGGGCACCAUCUCCAUCGGCAGCCCACCACAGGAGUUUGCUGUCCUUUUCGACACAGGAUCCUCCAACCUGUGGGUGCCCUCCGUGUACUGCUCCAGUGAUGCCUGUGCUGAUCACCAGCGCUACAACCCAGCCCUGUCCUCCACCUACCAUGGCACUGCCAACAACAUCUCCACCUGGUACGGCACCGGCAGCAUGACAGGCUACCUGGCCUACGACAUCGUCCGGGUCGGGGACAUCCAGGUGCCCAACCAGAUCUUCGGUCUGAGCAUGUAUGAACCCGGCUCCUUCCUCUACUAUGCUCCCUUUGAUGGCUUCCUGGGGCUGGCUUUCCCUAGAAUCUCCUUUGCCAGCGCCACCCCAGUUUUUGACAACAUGAUGAGUCAAGGCUUGGUGUUCCAGAAUCUUUUCUCCAUCUACCUGACUCCCGAUGAGGAGAAGGGCAGCUUUGUGAUGUUUGGGGGCAUCGACGACACCUAUUUCACUGGGAACCUCAGCUGGAUUCCUCUGUCCUCAGAAACCUACUGGCAAAUCAAAGUGGACAGCAUCACCAUGUACGGCCGCCCCAUCGCCUGCCCCUACGGCUGCCAGGGCAUCUUGGACAGCGGCACGUCACUGGUGGCUGGGCCUGCUGCUGGCAUCAACAACAUCCAAUACGAGAUUGGUGCCACGCAGGCCAAAAACGGCUCGUACAUGGUGAACUGCAGCUUCAUCAGCCUGCUGCCUGACAUCAUCUUCAUCAUCAACGGCAUCCAGUUCCCACUGCCACCCCAGGCCUACAUCCGCCAGCUGAAUGACGGCUCCUGCAUGAGCGGCUUCGAGGCCUUCAGCCUCCACACAACAGCCGGAGACCUCUGGAUCCUGGGGGACGUCUUCCUGCGCCGCUACUACAGCGUCUUCGACAGGGCCAACAACAUGGUAGGGCUGGCGCCUGCCCUGUGAA